AUGGUGACCACAAACUCGUCCCUGCCCAAGGGCGCGCACCCUUACUACCCCGUCGAGAAGGAGAUUAUCGGCUACCUGGCCAACACAAGCGGCACCUUUGACCUGGUGCUCAAGUUCGCGGCUGGGUGCGUGGCCAUCUUCGGUGUCACGUAUGUUAUGGUCAAGCGGUUACGUCCUAAUGCCAGCACCGGGGACCUGUCCACCAUCAUGUGGUUUGUCCUGUGCGGAUGCAUCCACUCAUUCUUCGAGGGCUACUUUGCCUACAACUUCCGUAACAUGGGCGGCAUGAACGAUUUGUUUGGCCAGCUGUGGAAAGAGUACGCACUGAGCGACUCCCGCUACCUGACCCAGGACGCCUUUGUGCUCUGCAUGGAGACAAUCACUGCUGUAUUUUGGGGCCCGGGCUCGUUCCUGACUGCCUACCUCAUCUCCAUCGACCACCCGCUCCGCUACCCGGCCCAGCUCAUUGUCUCGCUUGGUCAGUUCUACGGCGAUGUCCUAUACUACACGACCUCCCUGUUCGACCACUACAUCCUCAACCUGUCCUACUCGCGCCCUGAACAGUUCUACUACUGGGGCUACUUUGUCCUCAUGAACGCCUUUUGGAUCGUUAUCCCUGGAUACCUCAUGUACCAGAGUGUCAUGGCCACGUGGAGUGCGUUUGCGGCUGUCAACGACGCAGCCAGGCUGGUUGAGAAGUUGGGCAAGAAGCGAAACUAG
Molecule: messenger RNA, 720 nt
Organism: Bipolaris zeicola 26-R-13
Lineage: Eukaryota; Fungi; Ascomycota; Dothideomycetes; Pleosporales; Pleosporaceae
Exons: 2
Coding region: 1-720 (239 amino acids)
Biological process (GO): sterol biosynthetic process
Cellular component (GO): endoplasmic reticulum; membrane
Molecular function (GO): cholestenol delta-isomerase activity; steroid Delta-isomerase activity; C-8 sterol isomerase activity
Source: RefSeq, a predicted model, not a curated record